CCUAAAUCGGAUUACACACAGUGAACAGCUCCACGGUGCUGAAACCUUUCGGCACACUAGAAGACUAAACACGCACGCGCGCACACACACAACAUGGAGGCCAGAGCUAGAGGAAUCCACUGGAAACUUUUUGCACUUUAUUGCUUGUUGGUUAAUGCCUUUGCCCAAGAUUUCGGUCCGACGCAGUUUAUCUGCACGUCCGUGCCCAAAGACGUGGACAUUUGCACGGCCACGCUGCAGAACAGUGUGCCCGGUGAGGAGCUUAGAGCCACAGUCAUGCAACUCAGGGAGACGGUGCUCCAGCAGAAGGAAACCAUCGUAUACCAGAAGGAGACCAUCAGAGAGCUCACGGCUAAACUGGCGCGCUGUGAGAGUCAGCGCGCACCCGAGGCUGGAGGAGGAGGAAGGCGGAAGGAAACGGGUUCUAAAAACACCAUGGGGGAUGUGUCGAGGGGUCCUAGUGAGACACUCGCACAACUCUCGCAGACUUUGCAGAAUCUAAAGCAAAGACUAGAAAACCUGGAGCAAUUCAGCCGAAGUAACGGCUCGGCACCAGCAAACAGUUUAAAGGAUCUGCUGCAGAGCAAAAUUGACGACCUAGAGCGCCAGGUCCUGGCCCGCGUCAACGCCGUGGAGGAAGAAGGCAGACCGGCCGCGCGCAACGAGAGCGCGCAGCGCGGGCAAGUCGAGGCUACGCUUACAUCUCUGCACCAGCGCCUCAGCGACCUGGAGAAAGGUCAAAAGGAAUCCAGACCACUGGACAAAUUUCAGUUGACAUUCCCCCUGAGGACCAAUUACAUGUAUGCUAAAGUGAAAAAGAGCCUGCCGGAGAUGUAUGCCUUCACCGUGUGUAUGUGGAUUAAAUCUAAUGCAUCGCCUGGAGUGGGAACACCAUUCUCAUAUGCAGUCCCUGGUCAGGCCAAUGAGUUAGUUCUUAUUGAGUGGGGAAACAAUCCAAUGGAGAUCCUUGUUAAUGACAAGGUUGCAAAGCUGCCUUUUCUCAUUAAUGAUGGAAAAUGGCAUCACAUCUGUGUUACGUGGACGACACGUGAUGGAGUGUGGGAUGCUUUCCAAGAUGGCGUGUUGAGAGGAAGCGGGGAGAAUCUGGCACCAUAUCAUCCAAUUAAACCACAAGGCAUGCUUAUAUUAGGACAAGAACAGGACACGCUUGGCGGUGGGUUUGAUGCUACUCAGGCAUUUGUGGGCGACAUGGCAAAUUUUAACAUCUGGGACCGAAAACUGACUGUAGUAGAGAUUUAUAAUCUGGCAACAUGCAGCAGCAAAGCACAAGUGGGUAAUGUUUUCUCCUGGCUGGAGUCCAGCAUUGAGAUCUAUGGUGGAGUAUCAAAAUGGACAUUUGAAGCUUGCCACCAACUGAACUGAGCAAUAUGGGAAUUAUAACGCUAACAAGAAAUCUCGUUCAUCAUCAUAUAUCAUUUAAAAGCUAAGGAGAUGACCAUGGCAAAAAAAUAUCACCUGGAUUUUUUUUUCUUAUUGUUGAAAAUUCUUGUGAACAUUUGAGAAUUUUUUUUUGUCUGUGAAAAGAAAUACUUACCCAAUUUUUUUUUUUUUUUUUUUGGAUUUCGAAACCGGAGACACACUUGAAACGGUUUGUAUUUAAAUUUUUUAAAUACCUGACAACUUUGCAUUAUUUCCUACAUUUUUCCUGAUCUUCUGGGCAAGUGCUGUCUUAUUGAACAGUUACUUAAAACAAAUUGGCAAAGGUGUCUGAUUCUUAUUAUAUGAUUUAUAAUUAGUGCACAAAGCCAGGUAGAUUUGCAUUAAAUUUUUGAUGUCACAUUACCUACUUUUCCAUACAAGAAUAGCACUGGCAUUUUUCACUGUGAACAGUAAAGGGGAUCUAAAGUAAAAAAAAGAA
Molecule: messenger RNA, 1879 nt
Organism: Tachysurus fulvidraco (yellow catfish)
Lineage: Eukaryota; Metazoa; Chordata; Actinopteri; Siluriformes; Bagridae
Gene: nptx1l
Product: neuronal pentraxin 1 like
Exons: 5
Coding region: 94-1383 (429 amino acids)
Source: RefSeq, a predicted model, not a curated record